UAAUGUCUCUGCAGCUGGUUAUCAGGAAAGGACUAUUUGCCCUCCCACUGGGAUAUCUGUGAGGCUUCUGUGAGUUCUCAGAGUUCAGCUGCUGGGCCAGGGCAGAUUUCAAACCCUUGUGGGCAGAUAAGGUCUUCAUCAGCCAGAGAUGUUGAGGGAGACACCAAUAACUAUGCAUUCGGAAAAGCCAGGAGGGCAAAAAUAAUCUGUUUGUCUCUAGGUUCAUCGGGUGUCCUUAACAUCCACGGGAGGGUUUUUGUCCCUGUUCAAUGGGCAGCUAAGCUCCCGCACUCCUCUACUCUUAUGGCAAAGGUGUCCUCACUUGGCCAACACAGAUAAGCUGUCAUCUGUACCCUACUGGAUCCGGAAGUCCAGCGCGCCCUGCACAGCUCGUGCCCUGCUGCUCACCUUGCAUCCAUCUACCAAUCUCUGGUCCUUCAGCCCCUCCUCUGCCUGGCUGACCCAGGUUCACCCUGUGGAAACUCCAGUUCUCACCCUGGGAUGACCUGCAGUGAACUGAAGAGACACACCAGAAGGGCUGUGUUAAGUUUUCAUAACAUCUGCUAUCGAGUAAAAGAGAAGAAUGGUUUUUUAUUUGGUAAGAGAGGAGUGGAGAAAGAAAUAUUAUCAAAUGUAAGUGGGAUCAUGAGACCUGGCCUCAAUGCCAUUCUGGGACCAACAGGUGCAGGCAAAUCAUCGUUGUUGAGUGUCUUAGCUGCAAGAAAAAAUCCAGAAAAAUUCUCUGGAGUUGUAUUGAUAAAUGGAGACCCUUAUCCUGCUGAUUUCAGAUGUUGUUCAGGUUAUGUGGCACAAGAUGAUGUCAUGAUGGACACUCUGACAGUGAGAGAAAACAUACACUUCUCAGCAGCUCUUCGGCUUCCAACAACCAUAUCGAAUCAUGAAAAAAAUGAGAAGAUUAAUGAGGUCAUUGAAGACUUAGGUCUGAAUAAAGUGGCAGACUCCAAGGUUGGAACUGAACAAAUCCAUGGUGUGUCCAGGUCAGAUAGAAAAAAGACCAGUAUCGCCAUGGAGCUGGUCACCGAUCCUUCCAUCUUGUUCCUGGAUGAGCCCACAGAUGCUUUAGACUCAAGUACAGCACAUGCUGUCCUUUUACUCCUGGAAAGGUUGUCUAGGCGGGGACGAACAAUCAUCUUCUCCAUUCGUGACCCUCGGUAUUCCAUCUUCAAGAUGUUUGAUAGUCUCACCUUACUGGCUGCAGGAAAACUAAUAUUCCAUGGCCCUGCACAGAUGGCUGUAGAGCACUUCGCAUCAGCAGGUUACAACUGUGAGCCCUGCACCAACCCUGCAGACUUCUUUCUGGAUGUCAUCAAUGGAGUCUUCACUGCUGUGGAAUCAGACAGAGAGGAGGAAGACAAUGAAUGUGAGAAGAUUGAAGAAUUUUUCUUGAGGGAUGAUCCAGUCAUAGAAAAUUUAGCUGAGUUCUAUGCCAACUCUUCCUUCUCCAGAGAUACAAAAGCUGAACUAGAUCAACUCUCAGAUGGUCAGAAGAAGAGGAUCUCAGCCUUCAAGGAGUUCACCUUUGCCACCUCCUUUUGGCACCAACUCAGAUGGAUUAGCUGGCGCUCACUUAAAAACUUCCUGGGUGAUCGCCAGACCUCUAUAAUCCAGCUCAUUAUACCAUUUAUAAAGGGAUUGCUUGUGGGUGCCUUUUACCUUGUCACAAAAAAUGAUUGUGCUGAAAUUCAUAAUAGGUCAUGGAUGCUUUAUGUGUUGAUAGCCUCCCAUUGUGUUAGCUAUUUAUCUGCAGUACAGUUCUUUCUUGGGGAGAAGAAGCUCUUGAUGCAUGAGUACGUGAGUGGAUACUAUGGAGUGCCAUCUUAUGUCCUUGGAAAACUUUUAAGUGAUUUGCUUGCCAGGAGGUUGUUGCAAAGUUUUAUCUACACUUGCAUACUAUACUUCAUGAUAAGAUUGAAACCAACAGUGGAGGCUUUCUUCAUUAUGGUGCUUACCCUUUUGAUGGCGGCUUGUUCAGUUGAUUCUGUCACACUGGCCGUGACUGUAGGUCAGAGUGUGCUACUGCCCAUACUAAUAUUUCUUAUAAGCAACUACUUUUGGUUUAUGCUGAGAUUUUGGCUUGUGACUGGUUUUUCGGGAACCAAUGAAUCUUGGGUCUCUUGGCUUCAAUACAUCAAUGUUCCAUAUUAUGGCAUGAUGGCUUUGCAGCACAAUGAAUUUUGGGGGCAAAACUUCUGUACAGGACACAGUGAAACAGGGUUCAGUGGCUGUUCCAAUUAUGUAAUGUGUUCUGGUGAAGAAUUCCUGACAAUGGCGGGUAUUGAUCUCUCUACUUGGGGCUUUUGGAAGAAUCAUGUAGUUUUGGCUCUUGUAACAAUUAUCUUCUUCACGAUGGUGUUCUUAAAAUUAUUAUUCCUUAAAAAACAUUUUUAAAUUCCCCUUCAUAUUACUGUGAAUUACUUUCAUAUUAAAAAAUCAUGAUUUAUUUCCAGAG
Cavia porcellus (domestic guinea pig) is the source of this 2470-nucleotide messenger RNA. Its product is annotated as broad substrate specificity ATP-binding cassette transporter ABCG2-like. The record is from RefSeq and is a predicted model, not a curated record. Bases 502 to 2409 code for a protein of 635 amino acids. The transcript has 16 exons. NCBI's taxonomy places the organism in Eukaryota, Metazoa, Chordata, Mammalia, Rodentia, Caviidae. Gene Ontology annotation, biological process: transmembrane transport. Gene Ontology annotation, molecular function: riboflavin transmembrane transporter activity; ABC-type transporter activity; ATP hydrolysis activity. Gene Ontology annotation, cellular component: plasma membrane.